Cryptosporidium muris RN66 is the source of this 2049-nucleotide messenger RNA. RefSeq lists its product as uncharacterized. Lineage: Eukaryota; Apicomplexa; Conoidasida; Eucoccidiorida; Cryptosporidiidae. The transcript has 5 exons. The record is from RefSeq and is a predicted model, not a curated record. Bases 1 to 2049 code for a protein of 682 amino acids.
AUGAUAUCAAUAUUAGCGGUAAUUAUAGUAAAUAUAAAUUUAAAAUUGAGAUUUACAAUGAGUUCUGAUAGUGAGGAAACAUGGUAUUCAGUAGAAGAUUUAACUUCUUUAGCUGAUAUAUAUUUAAAUAAAAUAUUGAUAUAUAUACCAAUAGAAAGUUUAUCUAUAUCAAGUAUUAGUAGAUUCAGAUCAUGGGAAUAUAUAGAUAAUUUGAAAUUACCAUUAGUGGAAUUAAAGGAUAUUUUACAAAGUCCUUUAUCUUUAAUGAAAAAACUUUCUAAAGUUAUUAUACAACAAUUUGAUAUGACUAGAUUAUCAAAUUCACUUGAUUUGAUAGCUUCAAAUAAAAAUAUUUUAAUUAAGAUUCAACAUAUAGAGAUAAGAUUGGAUACAAACUUAGAUAAUCAAGAGUCAUUUGAAGAUUUAUUUAAAUCUUUUAUUAAUUUACUAAAUAAUUAUACUAAUUUAAAAGAUGAUAUAAAGAUUCUAACUAUAAAAGAUAAUUCAAUAUCUUUGAUAUCUAUAUUAAGGAUUAUUUAUGAAUACUUUCCAAAUAUUUCUAGAAUAGAAUUACAAGACUGUGAAAUUUACAACUUUAAAAGUUCUAGUAUGAAUAAAAUUAUUCUUAAUUCAGUACAAGAAUUAAGUUGUAUACGUUGUGAUCCUAUUAUUACUCAGCAUUUACCAAAAUUGAAGAUUAUAGAUUAUGAACCAAGUAUACCUAUAGAAUUAACUUCUUUGAAUGUUUUUGAAAGUAAAAUAACUCCAAAAGUACAAGUAUUUAAUUUAAGAAUACCUAAAAAAAUAUCUGAUAUUUCUUAUUUACAGAUAUUUUUUGAAAAUUUUCCUCAGAUAGACAAUUUAUUAGAGUUUAAAAUAAAAGGUAAUUGGUUAUCUGAUAAACAAAGAAGUUUUGCUAUACAUUGUAAUAAUAGUACUAGACUGCAAAGUAAUCUAGAUAUUUUAAAACUAAAUAUAAAAUUUCCAAGUUUAAAGAAGUUGGUUUUAGAAUCCCUAUAUAUUUCUUUGGAAUUUUUGGAUAUAUUUUCAUCUAUGUAUAGGUAUUUAUUUAAUGAAGCUAAAAAUAAUAUGAUAGAUUACUGUAUAUAUUUUGAAGAUGGUCAAUCAAAUAUAAAAAGUUAUAAUAUAAGACGUUACAAACUUUCUUCAAUAGAAGAGGAAUCAAAUAUUCUUUUAAGAAAUACACAAGAUCUAUAUAUUAAUGAUAAAUGUAAUAAUUUUGAGAAGACUACUAUUAAUUUUUCUAAUGAAAUGAUUAAUACUUAUGAUAAUAAUGGACCAACUAUUAAUUUAUGUGAUUCUAAUUUAGAUUCAUCAUAUUCAUCUUCAAUUAAUAUGCAACCUUAUUUAGGAAUUAAUAUGUGGAUAAUAGACUCAAUUUCAGAAGAUUCCUGGCCACUUGAGAAUGAGAGAAAAUUAAUAAAUCAAGGGAAAUUUGAAAUUCCUACACUUGAUAAUCAAUUAAAAGAGAUACAGGGUGAAAGUAUAUCUGAUAUUUUUAAUUUAGUAAUACCUAUGUCACUUAUACCCAAUAUAGUGGAUCCACUUAAAACAAUUUUUAUUGUAUCACCUACAAAAUUAAUAUUAUCACUUGGAUAUGAUAACCUAUUUUAUUCAGGUUAUAUUUUGAAUAUUAUGUGGUAUUAUCAAACAAAUUUAACAGAUAUUUCAAUUCUUCCUUGUUAUCUUCCAUUAGACUACUUUUUAAAGCUAUCGUUAUUUCGGAUAAAAUCUCUUAAAGUUACUCUUUUACAGGAUAAGGACCUUAAGAAAGAUCAUUUAAUAAAUUUGUGUCAAUGGGUUAAAACCCAUAAAAGUAAUUUAACCAAUUUACAUAUCAGAAUUACUGGGACAAGUUCUAAAUGGGUUCCUAAGCCUACAGAUAUAGAUCGAAUUAUAACUUUAUGGAAUAAAAUGUGUCCUAAAGCUAAAGGACAAAUUGAGUUUCAAUGUUGCUAUACAGAACAUAUCUUUAAAAAUAUGAAUCCUUCUAUUUACUAUAUGGAUAGUUUAGAAGAUUCAGACUAA